Epinephelus lanceolatus (giant grouper) is the source of this 2307-nucleotide messenger RNA. RefSeq names its product ankyrin repeat and SOCS box containing 16 (gene asb16). Gene Ontology annotation, biological process: intracellular signal transduction. Gene Ontology annotation, molecular function: protein binding. The record is from RefSeq and is a predicted model, not a curated record. NCBI's taxonomy places the organism in Eukaryota, Metazoa, Chordata, Actinopteri, Perciformes, Serranidae.
CCACAACAAAUCAUAUCACCAUCAAAACUGAGUGGACACCUAGCAGACCCAUCACACCUGUGACAUACCAAAGCCAAGCAAUGAUUUCAUUUCCUUCACAUCUUCUGGCUGUUCCACUGGGCCACUGCAGCACUCUAAACUGGGUAGCUGGUCAACACCUCUGCAGACACCACAUGGCCCAGGACAGGUACUUGACUUUCCGUUGUAAGAUGCAACACUUAGAUAUCUUUAUUUCUACAGAUCCUGUUUAACAAAGGUUAAAAAUGACAUUUUACAUCCAGAUUAUCCUAAAAUGAUGCAAAUGAUUUCAACAGUACAUCACAUUAAGAAUGAUCUCGCAAAGCUAUUUCCUCAUUUGACCUGCAAUAACAGCUGGAUUGGGAUGUAAAUCUUGACAUUUGUUGGUUCUUUGGUUUAGAGUCACACUUUCUGGGGUAUACAUCCAGGAUCAAUACUGCCAUCUGGUGGAUAUUUUGGGUAAUACAAGUGUCAGCUUGCAUUCUGAUCUAAUAAUAACUUGUGCUGAAGUUGUAUGUGAGCAACAAGCGUGUGACUCUGUCCAUAAAGGUGUCCAUAAAGGAAGGACAUUUAAUUUGAGUCGAAAUAUUUGACCUAAAAGGGAAACAAGGCUGGUUUAAAUCAUGAACGUUUUUACCUGACCUCUGCGUGGACCUCUGUGACUCACUACAGCUCCAGUGAAGGAACUUUCUGAACUUCCUGGUGGGCUCUCUUUAAGGUGCCAUGUCAAAGGAAUCAUUUCCGUUCACUGCUACCUCACUGCGCUCUCUGAGACUGGAGCAGGAGAUUCAGGAGUGGGAGGAUGCUCGGAGAGCUUUGGCUCACAGGAGAGCCAUGACCAGGGCCCCACUGCCCCGGGCCCCCAGGCCUCCUCCCAGGCAACAGCGGCUCCAAGAGGUCCGGGCCCCUCCAGCUCAGGUCCGGUGCAGAGACACAGCCAUCCACAACACCUUCAUGUGCGGGGACAUGAAAGGAGUGUAUGCGGUGCUGAAGGAUCCUGGGAUGGUCAACGCCCUGAUGGAGACGGUGCAUGAGGAAAUGGUGUGGGCUCCAGAGAUGGGCAUGUGGACGCUGAGCUCCAAGGUGAAGCAGUCUUCAGCGUUACGUCUGGCUGCCAGCAGAGGACACGCAGGAUGUGUGGAGGAACUGCUGUUUCGAGGGGCCGAGGUGAACGCCGACCCUGGAGGAAAAACGGCCCUCCAUGAGGCUUGUAUGGGCAGUCAUGCUGUCUGUGUCCAGCUGCUGCUUUCUCAUGGAGCAGAUCCUGAUAUGCUGGCUGAAGAUGGCAGUGCUCCUCUUCACCUCUGCACCUCCGCCCAGUCAUUCCAGUGUGCUGAGCUGCUAAUAGAAGGAGGUGCAGAAGUCAGUGUGAGGAUGAAGGAGUCGAGAGUCACACCUCUGCACGUGGCCGCCCGGCGAGGCCUUGAGGAGCAUGUGGAGCUCCUCCUCAGCCACGGAGCAGAUGUGUUAGCCACAAAUCAAGAAGGGGAGACCCCUCUGAACGCUGCCUGCUCAGGCGCUGAGAAGCCCUCUGAGGUCGGCCGCUAUUUACGUGUGGUUCAAAGGCUGCUGGGUGCAGGAGCUGAUCCCAGAACUGCUGGCAGGAAGCAGCACACCCCCCUGCACAAUGCCUGUGCAAACUGCAGCCCAAGGAUUGUAGACGUCCUCCUUCAGCAUGGAGCCAAGGCAGACGUCGCCAACUGUGCAGGAUACACACCAAUGGACUGUCUGAUACAGGUGGUUGAAGAUUACCCGGACCAGCAACCAGAAGCAAUAGCACGGUCACUUCUGAAUCAUGGAGCUCAGCCUGUUUCCCCAAAGAUGCUGAAGCAGUGUGUCCUGUCUCCUGCCACUCUGGAGGUCAUGCUGAACUCAUACAUAUCCAUCCCUGACUGUGAGUGGAUGGACUCUCUGUCCAAUGAGAUAUAUGAGGAGCACCAGUCGUUCUUCGACUUGGUGCGUCAGCAGAGCGGUCAGCCUCGCUCUCUGCAGCAUCUCUGUCGAUGUGCUUUACGCCUGUGCCUCGGAGCCCGAUGUUUCCCAGUGGUCAGUAAACUGGACAUUCCCAGCUCUGUGAGGGACUACCUGCUGCUGUGUACCAACUGGAUGCUCCAGUGAUGUCAUAAUGUACGGACAUUUUUAACAGUAUGGUGUCUCUUUGGAAACUAGAUUAAUUUUAGAGUACAAUAACCUGUUAAGUUAUUUUUUUUUUAAACUAACACUUGUUUUGUCAUCAUGAAAUACAUCAGAUUGAGUUUCUGUAAGAAAAUACAAAUAAAUAGAACUUUA